GACUCGGCAACUCGUGGGAGAGGCAGCUCCAGCGACACUCCACCAACUCACCAAGGAGCCGAGGAAGCGGCGGAGAGAGUCCAUCUGUUCGGGUUCUGGGAGAGAACAACAUGAAUGUCAGCGAAGAGAACCUCCUCAAGUCCAUCAGCAACGACGCGCUCCUCGACCUGACGCAGCGCUACGGCCAAUCAGCCUUCGGGUUCGGUCCGGGCCACGUGCCCGGGAGUCCCGGCCGUUUCCCCCUCACGCCGGCCACCGAUUUCCUCUCCGGACAGACCGCGAAGUCCAACGAGAGCGGCGGAGAGCACACCAGCGACGACGAGGACGGCUUCGACUCGCUCGAGUCCCGGAAGAGAGGCUCGCCGUUCGGCGACGACAAGUCCGGGGGGCCCCUCGGCAAGAAGUCCAAGGAGCAGCGGUCCCUGCGGCUCAGCAUCAACGCGCGCGAGAGGAGGAGGAUGCACGACCUGAACGACGCGCUGGACGGGCUGCGCUCCGUUAUCCCCUACGCCCACAGCCCCUCGGUGAGAAAACUCUCCAAAAUAGCCACCCUCCUCCUGGCCAAGAACUACAUCCUCAUGCAGGCCCAGGCCCUGGAGGAGAUGAGGCGGCUGGUGGCGUACCUGAACCAGGGGCAGAACAUGACCUCGCCCAUCCCCGCCGCCCUGGCGCCCUUUGGCCAGGCGGCCGUGUACCCGUUCUCGGGCUCCGCGCUCGCCACCUGCGCCGAAAAGUGCACCACUUAUUCCGGGACACCGGCGAGUCUCUUCAAACACUGCAACGACAAGCCUUGAUUCGGGGUUUCACGCGUUCUCCUUCCCGAACUUUUACCCAACCAUGUCGAUCUCUCUCUCUCACUCUCUCUCUCUCACUCUCUCUAUUUAUCUCUCUCAUUCUAGUUAAUUGAAAAAAAGAAGAAAA
This is a messenger RNA of Cyclopterus lumpus (lumpfish), 921 nucleotides long. It is a transcript of the gene bhlhe23, whose product is annotated as basic helix-loop-helix family, member e23. The transcript has a single exon. The record is from RefSeq and is a predicted model, not a curated record. Lineage: Eukaryota; Metazoa; Chordata; Actinopteri; Perciformes; Cyclopteridae. Bases 111 to 794 code for a protein of 227 amino acids. Gene Ontology annotation, molecular function: protein dimerization activity.